Molecule: messenger RNA, 3632 nt
Organism: Uranotaenia lowii
Lineage: Eukaryota; Metazoa; Arthropoda; Insecta; Diptera; Culicidae
Product: klarsicht protein-like
Exons: 5
Coding region: 44-3514 (1156 amino acids)
Source: RefSeq, a predicted model, not a curated record
GGAAGCCACCACCGAAAACCCGGACCAGACGUUUCUAUCAUCGAUGCCGGAAGCGGUGGCCACCGCCAUUGUUGCGGCGGAUCCUGCCAUGGAACCAUCCGACCUGCUAGACAUAUCGACGGCAACGAUUACGAGCGGAGGAACCGACCAGACAGAUACCUCGGCUUCGGCCGCUAUCAGCCCUCUGGCCUUGGUCGAUACGGUUAAGAAACUAUCCGGAGCGGACAUCAUCGAUGGGAUCAUUCGUGAGGGUACUGUAGCCCAGGACCUGAUCAACAACAACAGUAACGGCAAUCUGACGACCGGGACCGAAACUUUGGCGACAGUAGUCGGCAAGAAGACGUCUCCCCAGAACAAGAAGGUCAAUAAGCGCAGCAAACCCAACGACCUGUCCAAGUUCACCCGGUCCACUCGUAAAUCGAAAAGUUGUGCCAUAUUCUACUUUAAGCAUUUGGAUACGGACUCGGAACAGAACAAGGAUUCCAGCGAGAGAACAAAGUCGGAGGAAUCCUCUCCGGAGGGUGGAAGUAGCUCGUCAGAAGGGGACGAGGGUUGGGUUUAUAAUAAUGGAGACGGUUCCGAUGAUUUAGACCCGAAUCAGAACCCUGAGGAUGUCGUUGAGGAUGAAGAAGACGAGAAGGAAAAUAAACCGGACGGCGAGGAUCGACAGGAUGGAUUAAAGAUGGUCAAAUCCGUUUCUAUUGGGACGAAUUCGGUUGGCGUCGGGGGAGGAAGUCUGCGGGAGCUAAAAUCGAAGAAGUGCUUGGACUUUUCCGGAGUAGAUUUGAGCUCCCGGGCACUGAUGAUGACUUCAAUUGGAGCAUACAGGAACAGUACGGAAUCGGUGGAAAAUGGUGAUCCGAGGCAGCACUACGCAUCUAAGCAGCAUCAGCAAUAUGCAACGACCGCAAUCCAAAGGUUAGUGCUAAACGCCGAAACGCUGGUGCGGGACGAGAUUUUCGCCAAAUCGCCCAACAAAAGUGGCGGCGCCUCCAAGACGACGCAAUCGUCGAACGUCGGGACGCCUCAGUAUUUGCAUCAUAACCAUCACCAUCAUCAUCAUCAUUACCAUCAGCAGCAGCAACAGCAUCAGCGUCACCAGAAGAAGCUGAUUGUUGUUCAUCCAUCAGCAUCAUCAUCAUCGCCCAACAACAACAGCAGUGCCAACAACAACGGAAAUCCUAACUUUAGUAGCUGUGGCAUGAAUAAUUCCAUCGCAGGCAACCGGAAGUCCCCAGAGAAGGGGAUGAGCAACGUUAAGAUCAACCGGAUUGAGGAAUGGCUCAAGAAGCAACCUCUGGACGUUGCUCCGGCUGGACCGCACCUGUCCGGGUCCGUUCCCACAACGGAUUGCGAAGCAUCCGGCGAGUACACCGAUUCAGAUUCCAUUACCCGGGAUACCGACAGCUCCGAAGGAUUGGCCAACUCCGUUGCCACCUGUCUACAAGGGGACCAAACUUCCCAAGAACUCCUUAACGUGUAUCCCUCGGAACACUCGAACGUAUCGAACGACGAGGUCGAAUCCAAGAAUGCGUCCCACACCAACUCGAACCCAUCACUUGUGAAGAGGCGCCUCAACAAAUCUUCGGCCGAACGCCCCUGGUCCGUAUCGUGCAUUUCCCAGCUCAACACUUCGGCCAUCGAGAUCAAUCAAUACAUUGCGGGCGAGGCCCAUCACCACCAGAAGCUGACGGCUUGCUUCUCGAUCAGUGAAUCGGCCCUGAACACGAUGUCUUCUGCGCUGAGGGGUGGAGGAGGAUCCCUGAAGCAGCAAACAGCUAAGUCGGCACUGGCCGGAUGUGGAGGAGCCGGCGGAAGUAGCAGUGGAGGAAGCAGUCAACAGCAGCUGACGGCGGUUGCCCGGAGCUCCGAUGGCAAGGGAUCGCUGAAAAAGCGGAAGCUGCGAGCGCGAAGAAAGAAUCGCAUCGACGAGUCCGGUUCCGAUGAGUCGCAACCACCUUCGCAGCAUUCUUCGGCGCUUCAGCGACUGCAGCACUCGUUAAUUCUUCAGCACCAGAAGCAGCUGCUCCAUCAGCAGCACAAUCCUCAGCACCAGCAACCGUUGCGAGAAAUUCAACUGGCCGCAGCAGCAGCCGCAGCAGUAGCCUCCGGCAGUGGAAGUAGUGCAAGCGGCCGGCGCCUCUUGAAAUCCGAAUCUUUCUCCGGACGGAUUCGCCUGGCCGAUGAACUAGUUACCCUUUCGUCCCUUUCCGGCUCGUCUGGUUCGCGGAAAUCGUCCUCUGCCCGGCAGACGACGAGAGGAACGACCCUGACGACGUGUACAACAACGACGGUGGCCACGACGAUGACCACGGCACCUCCAGCCACCGGAAAUGGAAACGGUGCCCUGAAGAUGAGAAGAAAAUCCGGCUCCCCGGACAGUGAAGAAGAUGAACAUCAACAUCAACAGCAGCUCCUCGUGAUGGGAGGUGAAGAUGAUGCCGAUUUUGGAAUGGCACGGCCCAACUUCAAAAUCGGUUCCAUCACCCGAGCUCGCUAUGGAUCUCUCAAUCUAGGAUCAUUAGCUGCACUGGCUAAUUAUAAUCUAGAUGCAAACAGAGAUGGAGGAGCCGGAAACGCCGCAGCAGCAGGAACAUCUGCAACAACAUCAGCGUCAGCAGGAACUGCGGACGGUGCCGGAACGGGCACGGAAGAGAUGAGCAGUUUCUCCGAACAGGCCUGGGACAACUACCAGGACAAGUACAGCAGUGAACCGUACUCGGAGGACCGAGACACGGAUGCGGCGCGCCGUUUGUUGUACUUUGGAGACGACUAUCGGAAUUUUAUCGAUUCGCAGUCCGACUGCGCGUCGUCGUCGCUUUCGGCGGCCAACAUGGACUCGCUGUCACCGCCACGAUUCCGCCGGAAUGAUCAUUCUGGGUUGGGUAGCAGCGGCGGCAGUGGAGGCAAGGGUCUGAGUCCGGAAUCCAACCUCAUCUUGGUGAACCGACGGAAGCGAUUGGACGAGUACCGGAUGGACGAUCGAUACAGUCACAACAUGCACUCCUGGUCCAGCAAAUCGGGCAGCCCACCGCACCAUCACUUGCUCGACAAAACCCUAACCGGUUCGGGAGGCGGCCGCUCCGGCAAGCAGCUUCUGCACCAGCACCAGAUCCUCUACGAGAGCCCGCUCGAUGGGUCCACACCCAUGGGAGCUGGUGCCGGAACUUCCGGUGCCGGACGGCGCCGUUCGCUCCGUUCUGUGGACAAGCACAACUCGUUCUUGCGAUCGCUUUCGCACGAAACCAGCUCCAGCUCCAACAACGAAUUCGACGAGGACAUGGAAGCGGAGGUGAAGAAGCUUCUGAUCACGACCAAGCUGCGCUUCGCCAACACCGAAGCCCUCAAGUCCAAAUCGCACCUGCUGAAGCCGGAAGACUACGUAAGAUGUUUGAUUCUGUAUUAUUGUGAUGUUUGUUUGCGCUAUGCAUGCACCUACUGCUGCUGCCUUCAAACGAUCCUGUUUGUGCUGGUUCUGCUCUUUGUGGAGCUGUGUUAUGGGAGGAUUGGGUAGAUUUUCUUAUUUUGUUCCUUAGGAGGAUAAUGUAGCCUUAAUUGUUUAUUUAUUAUUCAUAUUUGUUGUUGGUUUGUAGUUACCUUGAGUUGUAGAGAAUAUAUUAUUCGUUUAUUUA